Molecule: messenger RNA, 3657 nt
Organism: Bactrocera dorsalis (oriental fruit fly)
Lineage: Eukaryota; Metazoa; Arthropoda; Insecta; Diptera; Tephritidae
Product: putative nuclease HARBI1
Exons: 5
Coding region: 2583-3650 (355 amino acids)
Source: RefSeq, a predicted model, not a curated record
UGACAUCGUAACAAAUAUCUAAUUGGAAAUGAUCAUUCAUUUGCAUAAAGUUCAUAUAAGGUUUUAUGGACCAUUAACUUACCUUUGAAAACUCCAAAAAUGAAUGAAUUAAACUAAGGAAGCAGAUCAAUUGAAUGAUAAAUUCCAAUGUACAUAAAUCGGUAUUCGCCAACACGCUAAAUCACUUUCACUAAAUAACUCACUUUUUAAAACAAAAUAUAUCAAUAUAUCAGUAAAGCAAGGCGCAUUUUUAUUGCCCUCUAAAUUUUGCGUGUUCGAUUGCAAAGCAAAAUUGACGUUUAAUUUAAUUUGUAUUUGUUUUAUAAAACUGCCAUUUCCAUAAACCAAAAAUAGCACGGAACACAACCAAAAUUACCAUAUAACCGCUGCAGCAAGAACAACCAAAAUGUCGUGCUAGGUGGAAAAUGAGAUAAAUAUAUGGUGGAUUAACAACCAAAAUAAUUAAAGAUUGUAAGGGAGGUAACACGUCCCCUUUUUCGAUAACGCCAAGCUUUAUGGGUGAGAAUGGUGUUGUUUCCUAUAGCUCUAUACCAAUUUUCAUGUUCCUACCUUAAACACUUUUGAAGAUAUUCACCUUGAAAAGUUCAGUUUGUAUGGGAGGUGCCACGCCCCCUUAAUAUUUUAUUCUGAUUUUAAGACAUGACCUGCGCGUGGUAAUAACAAACAAAUCCCCCAAAGGAAGUAUUUCAUUUGGUUCAGCCGUUUUCGAGUUUUAGCGUUGCAACUAUACACCAUUUCAUUUUUAUAUAUAUAGAUUUCCAAUAUCAUUCAUCAGAUAAGGGUAGAGAAAGGGCACUUUUGGAAGUAUCAUUGUAAAGCCGACGACAAUCCGCUACCACCUGAAGCAGGAAUUGUUUUUGUUCCUCAUCUUAAAGUAAGAAUACUAUUGAAAUCUUGAAUUAACUUAACCCCUCUCUCUGCCGUGUCGUUUACUACCUUCAUACUCCUAACAGAACUUUGAAGUUUCAAAAAGUCUUUAUUUUCGGACCAUUUCUUGGGGUCCUCUGUCAAAAAAUCAGUUUUGACUUUGAAAUAUUCGAAAAAGGCCAGGCUUUGAUCCGAAACAAAGUUCUGAAGCGAAAUAUUUUUAAAUAGGUUACAGCUUCAUUUUCAGAAACUUGCACCCUCAUUAUCCUUGAAGACCGUUCUUCUUCUGUUAAAUUCCUGUACGAUAAAAUCUUUUUUGCCAUUUUUCUUUUUAUUUCAUUUGAAACAUUUUUGUCAAAUAAGCUAAGGCAAAUCAGUUCCGGGUUCAGAUACCACAGGUGAAGAAUAUAUUUUCCCAAUACCUUUUCUGAUACACCUUGAUCAAUACGUCUGUACUUAAUUACAUUCUGAACAAAUUGUUAAUCAUUACUAGGUGCACUUAUUGCGUUUGAAGCUUGACACCACAACUUCACAUAUAAAUUAACAAUAAAUAAACAAAUAGCUUUUAGUGAACUGAACUCCUCUUCGGACAUAGAAAACUGUUCUCUAAAAAUGAACAUUUUCAGAGAGUAAAUGGCUUUUGCCAUCCAACGGGCGUGAUGAUAAGCACCAGGAGGGUUAAACGAAACAUCGUGAGAAGGGACUUUUCCUAAAAAUAUUAAACAUAACUUAAUAAGUUCUAAGUAAUCAUUCCUCGGCUGUUUUUCAGUUAACUGAAAGAGAAGAAAUUCCGAAACCUCUUUUUCGAACUCUUUCACUGACUUCUUUACCGAAUCAUCCUGUACCCCUUCAAUGUAUUUAGACUGAUCUAUGUUAGGCCAAUGUAUUUAAAAUCUUCUAAAAAUGUCAGGUUGGGGAGCGGUCGUUGAUCCCAUUUUGUACUCAAAUACUGACCGUAAAACGACUUCUAAAAUGUGAUGGCGGCAGGCUAAAUACAACAAACUUUUACCUAGCUGUUUUUCUAACAAGGUGCAUGCGCCUUUCAUUCGUCCUGUGUUGGAAGCCGUCGUAUCAAAACACAUACCAACAAUUUUAUCGCCAAUAUCCCAUUCUUCUAGACUACCGCUAACAGCUUCUGCCUGACUGGCGCCUGUGGAAUUUUCUAAUUCCGGGACCCCCAGUAGUUGUACAUAGUCUUCUUUGCUUAUCAAGAUUGCCAACCGUUCAGCACAUUCUGAAGAAGGUUUGGUAAAAGUUUUCCAUCCCAAUGAACAACAAUACCCUCUAAGUCUAAGUUUUUAAACCUUGCCUUGAUUUUCUGGGCCCGUUGACUUCGAAAGGAUAUUCUGCGUUUUCUUAAAGCACUUCUACUAAGUGCAAAUUCCUCAACAUUACAGCCCAGGAAGGUUACUCUGUAAGGCGUUACGAAUAGCAAUGCGUUGAGUGAAUUGCGUUGCGAAGGGCAAUCGGUACUCUGUAACACUUUCGCAUUGUAAACAGUGUUGCACUGUUUUCCCGUUGAGAAAUCUUCAGUAUAAUUGACAUUACUGACCGAAACGAAGGAGAAUGAAAACAAAACCAAUAACAGAGGAGUGAAGAAGUGUAAAAAAUUGACAGACAAACAUAAUUAAAUUUGAAGAGUUUUAUGCAUACUUAUAUAAAAGUAAUUUUAAAUAAAUAAAAAAGGUGUGAAUAUGGAUUGCGUUUUGUUAUGGGAGGAAACCGAAAAAAAUGAACGAGUGGAGCGGAAAAUGAUUAGGGACAAGUCCAAUGUGAUGAGUCUUAGUGAAAAAAGUUUCGUGCAAAACUUUCGCCUAAGCAAGGAAUCGUUCAAAUAUGUGUUGGAUAGCAUAAGUGGUGAGCUAAAAACUCCACGCAGGUCCACAGGAAUACCCGAAAUUGUGAAAUUAGCGGCAACUUUAAAAUUUUUGGCGCAGGGAGGGUAUCAACAGCAAAUUGGACAAGAUCAUCAUACAGGACUAGCUCAACAAACUGUUUCGCGUUGUAUGUUUGAAGUUUGCAAAGCGAUUGAAAAAGUGCUGUGUCCAAAACAUAUAACUUUUGGAAUGACAUCAGAGGAGAAAAAUGAAGCGAAACGAGCUUUUUACUCAGUGUCAGGAAUUCCAGGAGUAAUUGGAGUGGUGGAUGGUACUCACAUCCAAAUGAUACGACCGGCCGUAAAUGAACAUUUAUAUUUCAAUAAGAAAUUAAAACAUAGUAUAAACGCUAUGGUGAUAUGUGAUCAUAAGAUGAUGAUCAAAGCCGUUAACGGUCGGUUUGCUGGGGCGUGUCAUGAUUCACAUGUGUGGAAUUUAUCAAGCGAACGCCAAUAUUUACAAACCAACUAUAUGAAUGGAGUAAGAGGAAUUCGCAUUCUUGGCGACUCUGGAUAUCCGCUUGAGCCAUGGCUUUUAACUCCAUAUAGAAAUGCUCCUGAAAACUCUGCUCAGAGUUAUUACAACUACAAGUUUUCAAAAGCCAGAUCCUUUAUAGAACGAGUAUUUGGAGUGUUAAAAGCGCGGUUCCGAUGCCUUUUAGCUGCUAGAGAACUACAUUAUGCCCCAGAAAAAGUGGUGCAAAUUUUGAACGUAUGUUGUGCUCUUCAUAAUAUUUGCACUCUUUUUAAUGUGGAAUCACCUGCCAAUAUAGCAAUAGAAGUUGAAGAAGUCGAUGCUAGUUAUACUGAAACCAUAGGAAAUGCGAAUGAAACCAAUAUUGCUAAACGUUUAAGGGAUCAAAUAAAAAACAGUAUGACUACUUAAUAACCAU